This is a messenger RNA of Camelina sativa (false flax), 777 nucleotides long. The record is from RefSeq and is a predicted model, not a curated record. Lineage: Eukaryota; Viridiplantae; Streptophyta; Magnoliopsida; Brassicales; Brassicaceae.
AUGUUUGUCCAAAAAUCAGGGCUUGAGUAUCUUCACAAUGGCUGCAAGCCUCCCAUUGUGCAAAGAGAUGUGAAGCCAGCUAACAUUCUAAUCAACGAGAAGAUCCAGGCCAAGAUUGCUGACUUUGGGCUAUCUAGAAGUGUUGCACUGGAUGGUAAUAACCAGGAUACAACUGCUGUUGCUGGAACUAUUGGUUAUCUUGAUCCCGAGUACCAUUCGACACAGAAAUUAAGCGAGAAGAGUGAUGUUUACAGCUUCGGGGUGGUUCUCUUAGAGGUUGUCACUGGCCAACCAGUGAUUGCACGUUCAAAAACAACAGCAGAGAACGUACAUAUAACUGACCGGGUGGAGUUGCUGCUAUCGACAGGAGAUAUCAGAGGCAUUAUGGAUCCAAAGCUAGGAGAGAGGUUUGAUGCUGGUUCGGCAUGGAAGAUCACUGAAGUAGCAAUGGCUUGUGCAUCUUCUAGUUCCAAGAAUAGACCAACUAUGAGUCAAGUAGUGGCUGAGCUGAAGGAGAGUGUAAGCAGAGCAAGAUCAGGUGAUGGUUCCGCUGCUAGUAGUGUUACAGAGCCGGCGAUGAUGAGUUUUGAUUCGGGAAUGUUUCCUCGAGCAAGGUAAAUGAUUGUUGAAUUUGAAUUUAUCUGUUUUAACUUAUUUCCAGAAACUUGGAAGUUCUGUGUGGUGUGGCGUGUAAUGAUGAAGAAGAAGAAUUAAGUUGUGACUUGUAUUUGCCGUGUAAGAUAAUUUAAGAACUUACAAGAAGUUAAAUGUUUCUAA